Molecule: messenger RNA, 2529 nt
Organism: Nymphaea colorata (pocket water lily)
Lineage: Eukaryota; Viridiplantae; Streptophyta; Magnoliopsida; Nymphaeales; Nymphaeaceae
Product: very-long-chain 3-oxoacyl-CoA reductase 1-like
Exons: 4
Coding region: 1279-2238 (319 amino acids)
Cellular component (GO): endoplasmic reticulum
Molecular function (GO): ketoreductase activity
Source: RefSeq, a predicted model, not a curated record
ACGGUAAGCUCAUUCUUCCCCAACUUUUUCUCUGCUCUCCAUUAUUUCUCCAACCGUGAAGUUACUUGACCACCAUCACCGGUCGACAGCGUCCCGUGGCGUCCGGCGGUUUUCAGCCACCGUGAGUCCGUCCAUCCAAAAAAUCAAAGCCAUGGAUGACGCAGAAACAAAAAAUGAAAAGAAAGAAAAAAAGAAGAAGAGGCAGAACGGAGAAAAGAUUAGGGUUAUCCUCCUUCCCCUUCUUUCUUCCUCUGGCAUCAGACGUAGCUGCUACGGGUGAUAGCGUCCCCUCUUUCCCCCUCCCUUCUUCAUCCACUUCCAUGCUUCCUCCUCCCUCAUUCCAUUUUUCCUCCCUCCUUCCCUUUUUCCUCCCCCUCCUUUCUUCCUCCUCCUUGCUUCCCUUCUUUCUCCUCCUCCCUCUUUCCUCCGCGUCCCUCUUUUCUCCCGGUCAAAAAAAAAAUUCCUGAAAAACGUUUCCACUCGGAGACCCCUCCGAGUAGAAACAUGUUUCCGGAAAUAAGUUUCUGUUUCCCAUCUCAACCACAAAAAAAAAUCCAUGUUUGAUAAAACUAAAAAUAUUUUAAAAAUUUAACAUAAAUUUCUCCUACUAUAGAGUAAAAUUUCAGCCCAUCAAACGGGACCCUACGAAAUUAUUGUUAGCUACGUCAUGCUGGCCGGUUUAUGCACAUGUCACUUUAGAAAAUUUGCACAAUGUUUAAAGAAUAAAAGAAUAUAAUAUGAUUUUAAACCACCCAAUGUUGAAAUUGGCCUAUUCCAAAUCCCUUCGGCUCAUUGACCGGUAAAAGGGUGUUUUUUUGAAAAAUAUGUUUAAUCUUUUCCUAUUUAUUUUUUUUUUUUUGCAGGUUUCCUUGUACUUUUAAAAGGAAAUAACGUGUAAUAACAUUUCUUCCUAAUUCAUUCAUUUGAAUCGGAACCCAGGCCUAUUUACCAGUAUGUCUGGCACUGCAACCUCUUUACUCAAAUCAAAUCUGACUGUUUCCGAAUUUAUUUCCGGUGUCAAGCUGCGGGGAGUCGGCCUUCCCACCUUUAUUGAUCAAAUAAUGGAGAUAACUGGAAGAAGAGAGUUCAAAACAGGCUUCCAUUGGAAGAGUUCAAAACAGUCAUCGUGUUUUUGAAUUAUUAGCAUCAUGGGGCGUACACCCACUUAAACAUUUUUGGCAAAUAAAGGUCAACUACUCAGGUCCUUGCUCAAAUUCUCUGGUUUCCUUUCUGAUCGUUAUCACCCUUGGCCUCCAAGAGUGGAUCCGUUGUAAAAGAAUGGAGGCUGAAGCCAUAGCCAGAGUCCUUGCAGCUUUAGGGUUUGCUUGGCUCUUUAAGUCCACUGUUGUUUUCUUUAUUUGGAUUUGGAAGACCUUCCUAAGGCCUGGAAGAGAGCUGAAGGAGCAUUACGGCUCAUGGGCACUGAUCACAGGCCCUACGGAUGGCAUAGGAAAAGCUCUUGCUUUUUCCCUCGGGAAAAAGGGCCUAAACUUGGUGUUGGUGGGAAGGAAUCCUGAGAAACUGGCCUCUGUUUCCCAUGAAAUACGUGAGAGUGAUGAGAAGAUAGAGGUGAAGAGCGUUGUGGUGGACUUCUCUAGAGAUAAAAUUGAUGAAGGGAUCAAGGCGAUUGAGGAGGAGAUUCAAGAUCUGGACCUUGGGGUGGUGGUGAACAACGUCGGGGUGUGCUACGCGAUGUACAUGCAUGAGGUUGGGGAAGAGCAGUUGCAGGAGUUUAUUAGGGUGAACGUGGAGGCAGCCACCAGGGUCACUCACAUGGUCCUUCCCCACAUGAUGAAGAGGAAGAAGAAGAAGAAGAAAGGAGCCAUUGUUAACAUUGGUUCAGCUGCUGCUCUGCCCUUCUGGGGUUUCCCAUUUGUCACAGUCUAUUGUGCAACAAAGAGGUUCUUAGAUAAAUUUUCUACAAGUUUGCACAUGGAAUACAAGAGACAUGGAAUCGACAUACAAUGCCAGACACCUCUGUUUGUCGCGACAAAGAUGACAGGGAUGGAGAGGUCGUUCUUUUUAGUCGCCUCAUCGGCAGAAUAUGCGGAGUCUAGCAUCCGAUGGAUGGGGUAUGAGGGGAGCUGCAACCCAUUCUGGGGUCACGCGGUGCAGUGUUGGAUAGCAAGCCUUCUUCCUCAACGUCUGCUAGAUUGUUUCCUUCUUCGCUUUUUCCAUGACCAAACGGAGAAAGCACUGCCCCGACUUGCAGAUGAAUCAUCUGCUUCAAGCACUUGAACAGUUUCAUGUUGAUGAUGGAACUGCAGAGAACUUCCUUGUCGCCGACUCACUUUUGGCGCCCAUCAGUUCAAAACAAGUGGACUCUUUUUGGACAAAAAAUAUCAUCAUUUGGUAUGCUCAGACGUUGAUCUUGCACAUCUACCAUCUCCUUUUCCUUCGCAGGUUUGUAAGUGUUGCUCGCAGUUGGUUCAUUUUGUGAACUAUUGUAUCUGUUGUCCACCCUGAUACACUGUAUUGAAGCACUUACCCGUGCAUAGCACAACCGAAACAUCAAACAUGAAAUUAUUA